Messenger RNA from Cydia amplana, 2860 nucleotides. RefSeq names its product lysine-specific demethylase RSBN1L. Gene Ontology annotation, cellular component: nucleus. Bases 205 to 2790 code for a protein of 861 amino acids. NCBI's taxonomy places the organism in Eukaryota, Metazoa, Arthropoda, Insecta, Lepidoptera, Tortricidae. The transcript is spliced from 13 exons. The record is from RefSeq and is a predicted model, not a curated record.
AUUGAAAAACUCCACAAAAAAAAAUGUGAUUUAGCAGUAAAUGGCGUCGCAAGUUGUUUUUUAUCCCGAAUCAAUGUGUUUCUCGCCGUUUUGUGAAAUUGUAAACUAUAUUCACGUUGCCAGUGUGUCAUUUGUUAGUGGCGUGGUUAUUUAAGUGACAAAACCAGCGUAUGUUUUGUUGAUACCAGCGUUGGCUUCUAAACAAUGGCGUCCAGUGGCCCGCUGGGUUCCCAUGUAAAAGUCGGUGAAAAUUGCGAUUAUACUGACGAUUACUUCAGUGGGAAUAGCGAUGCAGACGCCGGCGAAGCUACUAAACGUCGUCGGGUGACGCACGACUAUCGAAAACUUUCGAAACUGGGAUAUGAUCCAACUAUGUCAACCACUUCGAGACAGGGCUGUACAUCGGAACCUAAAGGCAAAAAGCGUAAGCGCAGCGCAGACUCAAACGAGCUCUGCCUCUUUGGCGAUAGCGUCAAGCCCGCCAAGCUCACCAAGAUCUGGCCAGUCUUUGACUCCGGAGGCUACGGCGACGCGGCCAUCCUGACUCUCCACGUCCUACAGAAAACCCCGCCUGUCCACAACCCCCUACUCUUCAAUGAUAGCUUCAGUCUCUCCGCCCUUCAAGACUUCGGCUUGAACUCCUCUUGGAGGCAGACGCAGCUGAAUAAGUCCUUCCCAAACGAUGAAGUCACUAGAAGAGUCUUCGGCUCAGUCUCGAGACAGCUAAGAAUAAUCAACGCGCAUUUCCACCAAUCCAUGUUCAAAUACAAAUACCCAAGAGUGACCCAACAGAAUGUCUUACUUGAAAACACUGUUAGAAGACCAGCGCAUUACAGCUUGACUAUGAAAGCUAUUCGCUUCCAACCGACUCCGAGAAGAGAUUUACCAUGUUAUGGGAAUUUGGAGUUACCGUUUAAAGUGAAACAGGAGGGUGGACCUGCGCCGCAGAUAUUUGUGACGAGCGGGAGAAGUGUUGGUGACAAAGUGGAUGUUAAAGUGAAAGUGGAGGAUAGGGUCAAAGUGGAGGAUAGGGUUAAAGUGGAAAAGGAGAAGGAGAGAGAUAAGGAAAGGGAGAGGGAGAGAUCAUCCCACUCGUCCCGCCACUCGUCGUGCCACCACUGCCGGCGGCGCGCGCGCAUCAAGCGCGCGUCCAUCGGCGUGCAGUGCCGCCGCCCCGCGCCGCCCGCCGCCCUCGCCGACCCCAGGGACGAGAAUCCCACGCUCAAGGGACUCAAGUACCACAGACUAAUGCGGGUAGACACACAUCCAAACGGCGGCGCUAGUGUUGUCUAUUUACACCAGAGGGACGUGGACAUGUUGUCUGCAAGUCAGCAGGAGUCGCUCGCCAAAGAAUUCCUUAAGCUAGUAUUUUCUGAGGACAGCGAAGGCUGGGCGCACCACGUGUGCGGCGUGGUGCGGGGCGCGGCCGGCGCCUUUCCGUGCCUGCUGCGGUACUUGGCCGACACACAUCCCAACCUCACCGUCAAGGCUGGCGUCCUAGCCAGAGCCUCCGACAUAGAGACCACCACCAUCAGCCGGUAUUACCAACAGGUGCAACAAUCGUACUUGGCGGGUACGUUUCGCUGCGGCCCGCUGCACCAGAUCUCACUGGUUGGCACGGUGCAUGAAGAAGUGGGCGGAUACUUUCCGGACAUGUUGCGAAUGCUGGCCGCCAACCCUUUUCUUCAUCUGACAAUGCCGUGGGGUCCGAUGUCUGCAAUAGAAAUGGAGCCCCAGGAAUCUAACGACGGCCCCAUACUGUGGAUCCGGCCCGGCGAGCAACUCGUGCCCACGGCCGAGCUCGGCAAGAGCCCUAUCAAGAAACGACGGGCGGGCAUCAACGAGCUGCGCAACCUGCAGUACCUGCCGCGCUACAGCGAGGCGCGCGAGUUCCUGUUCGAGGACCGCACGCGCGCGCACGCCGACCACGUGGGCCACGGCCUCGACCGCAUCACCACCGCCGCCGUCGGGGUGUUGAAAGCCAUCAGCUGCGGGGGGGACGCGGGCCGCGGCCGCAUCACAAAAGACGUGGUCGCCUUUCACGCGGCCGACUUCAACAAGCUCGUGCAACUGCUCCAACUGGACCUGUACGAGCCGCCUAUCUCGCAGUGCGUCACGUGGCUAGAGGAAGCGAAGCUGAACCAACUACGGCGAGAGGGUGUCCGCUACUCUCGCCUGCCGCUCUGUGACGAUGACAUUUACUUUCUGCCGCGUAACAUCAUCCAUCAGUUCCGGACCGUCUCAGCCGUAACCUCUGUUGCGUGGCACCUGCGGCUGAAGCAGUACUACCCGGCCUCCGAGGCUUCCUCCCCGGCCGAGGCGCCGCCCAUACAGACUGAACCCAAGCAAUCGUCAACAACCAAGCACAAAGCGGGCGUCAUCGAGAUGCGAGCGCUCAGCGCCAAGUUUCAGGAGCAACCAGCCUUGAAGAUAGCGGAGAACAGAAAAAGCACAGAAACUCAAACCAAGACCGAAAAAACAGAAGAGAAGAAGGAGAAAAAAGAAUCUAGAGAGAAGGAGAGAGACAGAAUGGAACGGACCGAUGGAACCGCUAAAGUAGAGCGGUCAGAUGACAAACACAGAAAAGACGACAAGCAUAAAGAACACAAACACGACCAUCAUAGGAGACACUCCUCAUCAAGUCGACACAAGUCGAGCCAUCAUAAGUCCGAGCGUCGGGACAAGUCUAAAGAGCGCAGGAAAGAGAAGGAGCAUAGGAGAGAUGAGAAGAAAGAUAAACAUAAGGAAAAGGAGGUUAAAGGGGAGAUAGUGAAUCGUGCGCCGGACUAGUAGUGUAAGUGCUGAGUUACAAGCCCUUCGUACAAAGGUAUGUACAUGUAAAGUACGGCCACCGGUCGUG